This is a messenger RNA of Desarmillaria tabescens, 1752 nucleotides long. RefSeq lists its product as uncharacterized. The record is from RefSeq and is a predicted model, not a curated record. The coding region runs from base 1 to 1752 and encodes 583 amino acids. NCBI's taxonomy places the organism in Eukaryota, Fungi, Basidiomycota, Agaricomycetes, Agaricales, Physalacriaceae. The transcript is spliced from 13 exons.
AUGAUACACGCCUUCAUGGUAAAGGAGAGACAGGCUAAAUGGAGCAGCUGCUUGUUACGCAAGAAUUCGAUUGAAAGCGCGUUAAACGAUUACGCCGAACUGUUGGACGAGGCAUCACAGGCGUUUCAGGCAUGUUUCCCACCUCUGAUUCUCGAAGCCUCUGCCCAGAAACAGAAUUCCAAGUUCGCGAUAGAAGCACAGGACAGUCGCGCCUUUGAAACCGUCGUUCAUAAGCCACCUCGUUCUUCAGCACCUCCACCAUAUCAUGACACCGACAGAGCCUUAACCGAAGAAAGAGUCACAGGCGACUUCCAAUACGUCCUCGAUGACCUUGACAACCAUGGGUUCCGAAGAUAUCACCAGUCAGAAGUUCGUUUGAAGGGUUCAUUUGGAUCUUCCAAUUCCAGCGGCUGGUGGUCGGACGUGAACGAAGCACUUGUGUACGGAGAACCUUCGCUCAUCCGAAGCCAUCCAAACCUACCCCAAAUGAUCGGGGUAUCUUCAAAUGAAGCUGGAACGCCGUUUGUUAUCCUAUCCCAUGUGGCGAGAAUAGAUGGUAAUAAUUCACCGUCAUCAGCCCAAAGGCGAUCUCCAGAGAAUCUCUUGAUCGAUUCUCUCAACAAAUUCGGCUUAGCGGGAUGCAUAAACACCUACACCGACAUUUCCAAUGCCGCCGCAUAUCUUCAACGACAGCUCGAGCUGACCGACUCGCAAGUGCAGGACGUCAUCGAGAGUGUGGCCUUCACGGCAGACGGGGGUAAAAAUUUGAUCAUGGGCCUCCCGCCGCCUAAGGAAGGCACAUGGGUGACCGCCAGAAAUUACAGCUUGGCCGACACCAUAGGAUCUGCCGCUUUGAAAUUUUUGCCACCCCGAGGUUCGGUGAUAUUGAACAGAAACGGGUUGAUUGAUGACGACGAAAUUAUGCGGCUCCAUCAUGUUGCGGCAUUGGUUGAGGGGCUUAUUCCUAAAGCGCGGGAGCCUCAUGGCCUUCCCGAACGGACAAGGGCAUUGCUGACCGACGUCGACGAGCCUUUCAAUGGUCUGAUGAAAGGCAAAGCACCUUCUCUUCGCCAGUUGAGAUUGUCAAGCCUAGACGCGAAAUCUCACGAUCAUGUCUGGUAUACAAGCUUGGGAGUCCUUCCAUGUCGGUUUUCAGUGGGAGAUUUUGGAUAUAUUCCUCGACAUAAAAGACACGCAGCGUCUGGUAAAUCCUUCGAGGACUUUGUACUUUUAGGAAACAUAUUCCGUGAUGACUUCGCCAACUGGCCGAUAGUGGUCCCUCCGGGAGCACAGAUAAACUGUGACAUAACUCAUGAACAGUGCAUAGCCAAUACUGCUGACGCUUGGCGUUUUCUCAUGCAAGAGUCUCGCUCCCUCGCUGACGAACUGGGCAUACAACCCCAUGAUCUGAUUCUUAUCACUCGAACUGGACUGUCUAGACACGCCUACAUCAAUGACUUUGCAACCUCUGUCAAACUCGGACCGUCGCAUUGGGGUCAUCAGCCUCCCGGCGUACGACAACCUCCCCGGCCUUUCUUCCCGCAUCAGCCGCCAGCCAUAGCAACGCCCAUGUACUUGCACACAUCUUUUGAUGAUAACUACGAGCCCUAUUGGUCGCGUCAGCCUCGGUAUACGCCACAUGAACCGCAAUCAAAACCGCCACCCCUUUCGCGAGGGUGGACUUCCACAGUCGGAUCGGAUACACAAUUCGUUUACUGGAUUCAGCUUCUUCCUGAGGAUUUCAAUGACUAG